AUGAAGCUGCGGAUUAGGAAGCUCGCUGCCUUCCCUCGGCGUGUCUCGUUGCUGCUGCUGCUGCUGCUGCUGCAGCUGAGCCUUGAGGAUGUGAGGCUGCUGCUGUGGGGCCCCGCGGAGGGCUGCUGCGGCUGCUGCUCUUUCCUGCUUCCUGCUGCUGCUAGCAGCAAAAACGAACCGGGGGGCAGCAAAACAAAGAGUGCUGCAGCAGGGAAGGACUUGCAGCAUGUACAGAAGCAGCUGCAGCGAAAAGAGCGGCAGCAGCAAAAGCAGCAGCUGCAGCGCCAAAAGGGGGAGCAGCGGCAGCAAACAGAACGGCUGCAGCAGCAAAAAGAGAAGCCGCAGCAGCACGAUGAAAAGCAGAAGCAGCAGAAAGAGAAGCAGCAGCAGCAAAGAGGGAAGCAGCAGCAGCAAAAGGAGCCGUCCGAUCAGCAAAAGCAGCAGCAGCACCAGCAGCAGCAUCUGCAGCAUUCGCCGAAGCAAAAGGGAUCCACACAGCAGCAGCAGCAGCAGCAGCAGCAGCGGAAGCAACAGAGGCAGCAGCAGCGUCUGCAGCAACAGCUAAUGGAUUUGGGCAGUGAUGAGGCUUUGGACAUCUACAACACAGAAGAAGAUGCGGAAGACUCUGUUAGCUGUUUGCUGCAGCAGCAGCAGCUGCAGCAGCAGCAGCAGCAGCAGCAGCUGCAGCCACAGCAGCGGGGAGGAGCACAGAGAGGGCCGCGCGAGUGGCCCCGCGCAUGCGAGCAGCGGCGCUCCCCCAGGGUUGGUUUAGGGUUUCGGGUUUCGGGUUUAGGGUUUAGAGUUUAG
Messenger RNA from Eimeria necatrix, 807 nucleotides. RefSeq lists its product as hypothetical. The record is from RefSeq and is a predicted model, not a curated record. Lineage: Eukaryota; Apicomplexa; Conoidasida; Eucoccidiorida; Eimeriidae.